AUGGUCAUUCUGAAUGGUCUCCCUUCAGAGAAGAACCCAUAUGUUUUUAAUGGUGAUUUUGUAGAUCGAGGAAAAAAUUCCAUAGAGAUCCUAAUGGUCCUGCUUGUGAGUUUUCUUGUCUUCCCCAAUGACUUUCACUUGAACAGAGGGAACCAUGAAGAUUUUAUGAUGAAUUUGAGGUAUGGCUUCACAAGAGAAGUUUUGCAAAAAUACAAGCUACAUGGGAAAAAAAUCUUGGAAAUCUUGGAAGAAUUCUAUACCUGGCUCCCGAUUGGUACGAUCAUUGACAAUGAAAUCCUGGUCAUACAUGGUGGGAUAUCAGAGUCCACAGACUUGAAUUUACUCCACCAAAUAGAAAGAAGCAAAAUGAAAACUGUGCUGAUGCCACCCGGGUCAAUAAAUAGAGGCCAAAUCGCUGACUUGACGAGAAGUAAAGCAGGUGCAACCUCUACUCUUCCAGGAAAAGGUGCUUCAGAUGAUUCCCAUUCUGAACAGUUAUCAAAGCAUGAAUGGGAACAGAUUAUUGACCUUCUGUGGAGUGACCCCAAAGGCAAGAAAGGCUGUUAUCCAAACACAAGUCGAGGAGGAGGCUGCUAUUUUGGACCAGAUGUAACCUCCAGGUUCCUUAAUAAAUACCAGUUGAAGAUGCUUAUAAGGUCUCAUGAGUGUAAGCCUGAUGGAUAUGAAAUCUGCCAUGAUGGAAAGGUUACUUGUAUUUUUCUUGCUUCUAAUAUUAUGAAGGAAGGGCAGGCAAUCGAGGGAGCGUACAUUCAAACGGGCCAUGGCACAACCCCACGGUUUUUCCAGUACCAAGUAACUAGUUCAUCAUGCCUGAGCCCUCUUCACCAAAGUGUUCAUGCUAUGGAAAGCAGUGCCAUCAUGAUAUUAAAAGAGAGAAUGAUUUCACGAAAAACUGACCUCACUCAUGCUUUCCAACUUCGAGACCAUAGUAGAUCAGGAAAAAUUUCAGUGGCCCAGUGGGCUUUUUCUAUGGAAAGCACUUUGGGGCUGAACUUACCAUGGAGAUCCCUGAGCUCACAUCUGGUAAACACAGAUGAAGAUGGAAAUGUUGACUAUAUGUCCAGCUUCCAGGAUAUCCACAUUGAAAAACCUGUGAAAAAGGUUAAAUCUCCUAUAGUUGAAUCUCUGUACAGAUACCGAUCUGACCUGAAAAUCAUAUUUAAUAUCAUUGAUUCUGAUCACUCAGGCCUGAUCUCCAUGGAAGAACUUCGGACCAUGUGGAAACUUUUCAGUGCUCACUACAAUGUUUGUAUUGAUGAUUUGCAAGUUGAUGAGCUCGCCAACAUAAUGGACUUAAACAAAGAUGGAAGCAUUGACUUUAAUGAGUUUUUAAAGGCUUUCUAUGUAGUGCAUAAAUAUGAUAACUUGAACAAAUCAAACACCAACGUUGCUAAUGAUGAAUGAAGACCACCCUCAACCUCUUUUUAAACAGCUGAACCUGAGUUCCAGUGUUUUCUAGGGUACUUGAAAUUCACAGUAAUAGAGAAAAGUAGGCUCCAGUUCAUGACACAAACACAUGCACAGAAUGAGUGUUGGAAGUCCUUAGCAAACUGUUUUUGUAAAAGAAUAGGUUAAACAUCAGCUGAUAGGAUUUACCUCCAGUGUUAGGACCCACACAUUGCCAGUGAGGAAUUGAGUUUGAGCCUAGUGUGGAUCUCUUGGAUGCUAACUCACCUGGAGACCAGAGCAAUUUGGAAUCAUACUGAAAGGAACUCACAGGGCACCAGAGACAACAUUAAGUGCAACAUUUGUGAAUGACCGAAGAAUGGGAGGGGGAAUACCAAACUAUUAAUGGAAUAAACUAUUUCCAGCUUUAAACUGUAAUCUUUCUCUGAGAUUCCAUAAGUGAGUGAUUCUUUUUUUUCACAUUUUUUAGGAUAUAUUCAUUAUAC
Castor canadensis (American beaver) is the source of this 1913-nucleotide messenger RNA. NCBI's taxonomy places the organism in Eukaryota, Metazoa, Chordata, Mammalia, Rodentia, Castoridae. The record is from RefSeq and is a predicted model, not a curated record.